AUGGGCAAUGGGAACGUGACCGUCAAUACCGACAUCAACGUUACCCAGCAGUCUUCAUCGUCUUCCGCACCAGCAUUAAAGCCUGCCGCAUCACCAGCUUCAAGCAGUGGCUCAUCUGGGCAAAAAAAGAAUCGCCGCAAACCUCAGAAAACGACAAAGAACAGAAAUCGAUCGGGGUCUCCUGUCAGUGAUGGGCCGUCCCCGGGCAGAUCUCCAAGCCCUACCAACGCCCCAACUCAAACGUUCUACGAGGCAUUUCAAGCGUCAGGGCCUCGAGUUCCGAAUGGUGGUUCCCAAGAAGAAGUCGCACAUUCAUCGAGCCGCGUGAAUGGCCCAAAACCGGAUAGUAUCCUGGUUGAAGACAUGCAGUAUAUUACUGUGGAAGAGGACAUGAAGGCAAUGCCUGUCAGCUCUUAUGGCGACGCUGAUGUUGAUGCUGCAUCAGGUUUGAAGUCGAUCAAGCGUGAGGCCGUUGUUAACCCAGAAGUCGAGAGUUUCGUGACCUCGUUGGUGGAUACAGUGGUGGAGAAGUUGGCUCGAAUGGCUACUGCCGAAUCUCCUUCUAAUGAGGCGGUUGAUGGGUCGUGUUCGAGUGUGCCCAACAAGUCUACGGUUGCGGCAUGUGACGCUGUGAAAGGAGAGGAUAAAAUUCCACCUACUGUGGGUGCCAAUACGAGUAAGGUUGCUGUCAGCAAGGAGAAGGAAAUGCUGAGUAACUCUGGUGACGCAAGUAGUGGAGCUACCACUCGCACAGGGCCACAGCUUUUCGGGAGCAAUGGCGAGUGCGAGGACAUUCAGACGUCGUUGCAGAAAAUGGAAAGGUACUUGGACAAGUUGAAGGCGCUAGCAGCAAAGUCUAACGAAGAAGACAACGACAAAGCCCUAGUCGCUGCGAAGCCCGAGUCGGAGUCGACGCUGAAGGUGAAGGUUGAUAUCGCACCCGAGAGAGAUCAAGAUGUGUACUUGACUGCAUUGCGAACCAAGUACGGUGCGGGUGUUAGCGGGUGCGCGGAACAGGUGAUCACUUUGGUGGACUAUUAUCGCGACUUUGAGAGGCGCACCGACCUGAACGAGAUCUGGAAAAUGCGGAUAACGAAGUUGGAGAAGAUCGAGAGCUCUCUCUCAGAGUACGUCCAAUUCCUGAACAUCCCUGUCGCCCUUCGACAGGAUUUCAUCAAGGUAAAGGGAGCCCUGUUAGUUUGGAGAUAUAAUUAUGCGGAAACUUAG
This is a messenger RNA of Phytophthora sojae, 1227 nucleotides long. RefSeq lists its product as hypothetical. The transcript is spliced from 2 exons. The record is from RefSeq and is a predicted model, not a curated record. Lineage: Eukaryota; Oomycota; Peronosporomycetes; Peronosporales; Peronosporaceae. Bases 1 to 1227 code for a protein of 408 amino acids.